Solanum dulcamara is the source of this 1761-nucleotide messenger RNA. RefSeq names its product glycolate oxidase 1. Gene Ontology annotation, molecular function: FMN binding; oxidoreductase activity. Gene Ontology annotation, cellular component: peroxisome. The coding region runs from base 420 to 1535 and encodes 371 amino acids. The record is from RefSeq and is a predicted model, not a curated record. Lineage: Eukaryota; Viridiplantae; Streptophyta; Magnoliopsida; Solanales; Solanaceae. The transcript is spliced from 12 exons.
UAGGUCAUAUGAUGACAACUUUACCGUUGCUAGAAGUCAGAUGAAUAUGGAUUAUUUUUGGAUAUUAUUGUGGGGAUGAUAGUGAAGGGAAAUUGUGAAACACAGAAGAGGGUUAUGUGAUAGAGAGCCACACAUUCGCCCACCCCUAAUCGGAUGUGGUUUAUAAUAUUCACCUCCAAAAACUGAUCCUCAAUUUGUGCUUCUCUAUUCAUCCACCCCAUACAAUUAUUUGUCUUUUUCUUAUUUCCUAUUUAAUUGAUUUCUUGCCCCAUUUUUCUCAGUAUUAUUAUUGGUUCCUUCUCUACUAUUUUAGUAGCAAGUUGUUCACUGGUUUUCACUUAGCACAAAGUGUUCUCAACAGCUUGGGAGUGUCCAAGCAUCAGGAAUUUUGGAGGGGGAGUGCAAAAUAACUGCUAAAGAUGGAGGAAAUAACCAAUGUUAUGGAGUAUGAGGAGAUUGCCAAGAAAAAGUUGCCAAAGAUGGUUUAUGACUACUAUGCCUCGGGCUCUGAGGACCAGUGGUCUCUGGCUGAGAACAGAAACGCCUUCUCAAGAAUUCUGUUUAGGCCCCGUAUUCUCAUUGAUGUGAGCAAAAUUGAUAUGGCCACCACAGUGCUAGGAUUCAAGAUUUCAAUGCCUAUCAUGAUUGCACCAACAGCCAUGCAGAAAAUGGCACACCCUGAAGGAGAGUAUGCUACAGCAAGAGCAGCAUCAGCAGCAGGGACAAUCAUGACAUUGUCAUCUUGGGCCACUUCCAGCGUUGAGGAGGUUGCUUCAACAGGACCUGGGAUCCGUUUCUUCCAGCUUUAUGUCUACAAGGACAGGAAUGUUGUUGCUCAACUUGUGAGGAGAGCUGAAAGGGCAGGUUUCAAGGCUAUAGCCCUCACAGUUGAUACCCCAAGGCUCGGACGUAGAGAAGCUGAUAUUAAGAACAGAUUCGUGUUGCCACCAUUUUUGACAUUGAAGAACUUUGAAGGAUUGGACCUUGGCAAGAUGGACCAAGCUAAUGACUCUGGAUUAGCUUCGUAUGUUGCUGGUCAAAUUGAUCGCACUUUGAGUUGGAAGGAUGUUCAGUGGCUCCAGACUAUCACUUCAAUGCCAAUCCUGGUAAAGGGUGUACUUACGGCUGAGGAUGCUAGGCUUGCAGUUCAGGCUGGAGCAGCUGGUAUCAUUGUGUCAAACCAUGGCGCUCGCCAACUCGAUUAUGUCCCUGCAACAAUCUCGGCUCUUGAAGAGGUUGUGAAAGGUGCACAAGGCAGGGUCCCUGUAUUCUUGGAUGGAGGUGUCCGCCGUGGAACAGAUGUCUUCAAAGCUUUGGCACUUGGAGCUUCAGGCAUUUUUAUUGGAAGGCCAGUAGUUUUCUCAUUGGCUGCUGAAGGAGAAGCUGGAGUCAGAAAAGUGCUGCAAAUGUUGCGUGAUGAGUUUGAGCUAACUAUGGCAUUGAGUGGCUGUCGCUCACUGAAGGAGAUUACCCGAAACCACAUUGUCACUGAAUGGGACGCCCCACAUGCUGCUCUUCCAGCCCCAAGGUUGUGAAAAUGUACCUCAAGUUUCAUAUUAUUUCAUCAAAGCAAAGUAUUGCUUCACUAUCUCUGAAGCUUAUGUUUUGAUUUGAAUACUCGUAUCUGUUAAUGAGUUUUCGGUUGUGUUAAGCUUUUCAUGGUGAUGGAAAACUGAUAUAUUCUGAUAAAUGGCAAGUGAUGCCUCCAUUGUACAUCCUCUAUUUCUAUAUAUCAUCAUAUCGUGGAACUUCACGCAUAAA